CUUCUGAGACUUCUGGUGAAGGCAUUAGCUCCUGGAAUGAGAGAUUACUUUGACUGUGACAAAAAUGUUUCUUGUAUUGUCAGGGACAAGCAAGAAAAGUUCACAAAUGAUGGCAGAUCAUGGAGCCCUGUGUGACGCGCAGGAAGCCACUUAUUGCAUGAAUGGAGGGACAUGCUAUAAAAUACAUUCAAUGAAUACACUCUCCUGUGUGUGCAAUGAUAAUUUCAAAGGUAGCAGAUGUGAGCAGUUCCAACUCUUCAGCAUCUCCUCCAAAGCAGGGGAGGCUGGGUUAAUUGCAGCCAUGGUCGUUGUUGCCCUCCUCAUCUUAGUGGUACUGGCAAUUGUUAUCUUCUACAUACGCAAGAUGUUGAAAGCCAAGCAACAGAGCCGACAGAACAAUCAGCAACAGUAUUGGAGAGUGAAACCAAGAGUAUGACCUUUCUCCUGUUGUGUUUCUCUACUGCUUGUGUGCUGGAUAGGGAUGAUGAAAUAAUUCUCAAAGUUGAGUGUCGCUUGCUUUGUCGGACAUGGUGCUACACUACAAUCACAGACCAGAC
Notolabrus celidotus (New Zealand spotty) is the source of this 557-nucleotide messenger RNA. RefSeq names its product pro-neuregulin-4, membrane-bound isoform-like. The transcript is spliced from 4 exons. NCBI's taxonomy places the organism in Eukaryota, Metazoa, Chordata, Actinopteri, Labriformes, Labridae. Gene Ontology annotation, biological process: epidermal growth factor receptor signaling pathway; positive regulation of mitotic nuclear division; positive regulation of cell population proliferation. The record is from RefSeq and is a predicted model, not a curated record. The coding region runs from base 65 to 436 and encodes 123 amino acids.